Messenger RNA from Anneissia japonica, 1845 nucleotides. RefSeq lists its product as uncharacterized. The record is from RefSeq and is a predicted model, not a curated record. Gene Ontology annotation, biological process: positive regulation of extrinsic apoptotic signaling pathway; TRAIL-activated apoptotic signaling pathway. Gene Ontology annotation, cellular component: cytoplasm; CD95 death-inducing signaling complex. The transcript is spliced from 4 exons. Lineage: Eukaryota; Metazoa; Echinodermata; Crinoidea; Comatulida; Comatulidae. Gene Ontology annotation, molecular function: death receptor binding; caspase binding. Bases 592 to 1593 code for a protein of 333 amino acids.
ACUAGUAUUAUGUUUUUUUUUUAUUAUACAAUAGAUUUUUUUUUAAAUUUUGAAAUUGCUCCUUGGAAAUCAAUGUCUAAUAUUGAAAGCUUUAUCCAGUAAUAAAGGGAUAAAAAUGGUCAGAGAGCCAAACUAAAUUUUUGAUUGACAACAUUCAUGCACUGCUUUUACAACCCUUUAUGCUUAGUUUUGAUUUUAUUUGAUUUAUUUCAUAUCAAAAGCAAUUGUAAAGCAAACAGAGAGGCAAAAUUCAAAAGUUAUCCCAGAAAUUAUAACAUGAUUUAUUUCCAGAAUCAUCCCAUUUUAUUAUUAAUAUUACAGACAACCAGCUUGAUACCAACAAAAAUUUUUCCAACUGAAGAUGGUUUGCUGCAUACUGCUUUUUUAAUUUUUUUUUUUUUUUUCGAGGUGGCAAUAAAACUGUUGUUGAGCUGCAGAUGGCCUAUGCCCACUUCUGAUUUAGUAUAAAUCCACCAUUAAAACUUUAUGUGAGCUGAUUUUGUCCUGGUCAAUGUAAUGUGAUAGACAGCAGUCAAUUUUAGUCAUUUGAUUCUGUAUUAAAUUGUUUUUAAUUCAUUUGUAGAUUCUUCAAUGCCAGCAGCAGGUUCCAGCGAUGCUGAAACAGCGCCACCAGAUGAACGUCUUGGUUAUCUUGAAGAGAAGCACCUGCUUCGUAUCGCCCAGGGCAUGGGAAUGGAGUGGAAACAACUGGGCGUCAGAUUGGGUCUCAGUUGGAAGAGGAUCCAACAAAUAUGGAGUGAUAAGAGACAAUUGCCAGAGAGCAUAAUGGAUAUGCUGACAGAAUGGAGGAAACAACAGAACUAUGAGACAAAUCAAGUUGAGAUAAUGUGCAGAGCUUUGAAGGAACAAGGACUCACAGAGCUUGCUAACAAAAUCUUUGGCUCUCAAAUGUCAGAGGUUAAAGAAGCCAAUGUAAAUGCAGGUGAAGAUACCAGUAGAAGAUUACCCACAACACACCAUGAAUACGAUGCAUCCCUUGAUGACCAAGACCUGCUGUUCAUCUGUGAAGAUCUGGGCUCUGAUUGGAGGAGGCUAGGAGUGCGACUUGGACUUGGGUGGAACAAGAUUAAUGUCAUAGCAGACAACAACACACUGAAAGAUGCCGUCAUGGAAACCCUGGUGACUUGGAGAGAUGGCCAAUCAACAAACCAAAUGCCAAUCAUGCUCAGCGCAUUGAGAGAACAGAGACUUGUACAAGUUGCGGAACGAUUGUGUGAAAGGCGUGGCUACACAGACGACCUCGAAGCUGCUGCAAAUCCACCUCAAGUUUCAACGCAACAUAGAAUAGUACGAGGGUACAUUCCAGAUGCUGUUCUAUUAUUUGUAGCUGAGAUGAUGGGUAGAGGUUGGAAAGCUGUUGCUAGGAGUCUUGGAAUAACAGAAGCAGAAAUUGACGACGUAGAUACAAAGUUUCAGAGACAGAUUGUGGAAGCCACUUUAGAAAUGCUUGUCCGAUGGAGGAACAGACAAGAAAGCAAUGUAAAUCAACUCACAACAUUGAAGGCAGCAUUGAUUGAAAAUGAUAACAAGAUUGUUGCUGAUAAAUUAGACGCACACUGCCAACAUACAUAAAGAACUUGAAUCAAUGAAUUUGUGAUACAGGUACCUAUCAUGUAUGGACUAAACAGAGGUUGUGGCACGAACUAUGUAAUAUUGUGAAAAUAAUAGAGAAACAUUUACCAAAUACCAGAUAGUACUAUUGUGUAAAUUAACAAAAAUCUGCAUCUGCAUGUUCCAUUUGAAGUCAUGUUUUCUUGACACGACAAACAACAAUGCAGAAUAUCUGAGUCAUAUCCAUGUUUUAUGAAUUCCUAUCAAAACGAA